CCAAAAAAAAGUUUUUUUUUUUCUUUUUCACUUCAUUAUUCCAUAAUCAUCAGUAUUACAGUUUCAGGAGCCAAUGGAUUUCCUUUCUGCUUCCUGAUUCUUUAAUCUGAUUUUGUUGUGUUUUGCCUCUUCACUGUGUUUUCUGAUGGUCAUGCUUGUUGUGAAUUUGGGUUCUUAUGAUGGGUGAAUCACAGAUGACAAAAUUCGGCUUAAAUGUCAGGAAGAAUGAGAAAAGUGGGUUCCCGAGGGGUCUGGAUCCUGCAAUAUCUAAAUUUUUUGUGCAGCUCCAAAGUGUUGUUAAGGCACGGCUUAGUAGAUUAGCUAAACAGGACGGAAUCAAUAUGGUGAGAUCUGCCCAAAAAAAUGACAAUAAGCCUUUCAGUUACUCUGAAGCUGAACUGAAUGAGCAACUACAAGCAUGGAGAGAAAACCCAUCUUGGGUUGAUAGGCCACCGUUAGUAAAGGUCACUGUUCCCAAAGGAUCUCUUUGCAACCUCAAUGCAGAAGUUGAUGUUGGGUUGCCCCCUGAUGCAGUAUAUAAUAUAGUGAUAGAUCCUGAUAAUAGGAGAGUUUUCAAAAAUAUCAAAGAGUUUCCGAACUUUGUGAAAUUCAACUUGGUGAUGUCUUUCUGUCAGGAAGUGAUAUCCAGAAAAGUUUUGGUUGAUGAGGGUCAUAGGCAAGUGGUUGAUCUUGACCAAGCAGCCAUUUGGAAAUUUCUUUGGUGGUCCGGGACUAUUUCGAUUAAUGUCUUGGUAGAUCAAAACAGGAAAGACCACUCUAUGAAAUUCAAGCAAGCUAACACUGGAUUUAUGAAAAAGUUUGAGGGCUGCUGGAGGGUAGAGCCUUUAUUUGUUGAUGAAGCAAUGUGCCAUCCCUUUAAGCCUAUGACAAAGGAAGACUAUAAUGCAUGUACAAGAGGCAAAGGAAGAAUUGGAUCUAAAGUUAGUCUGGAACAAAUACUCCAGCCCGCAAUUGUCCCUCCCCCUCCCAUAUCAUGGUAUUUGAGAGGAAUUACUGCCCGGACUACUGAGAUGCUUAUAAAUGACAUGCUUGCAGAAACUGCUAGAAUCAGAGGAGGGUGUGAGGCUGAAAAGUCUAAGACACAGGACCUGCAAGGAAAACCUGCUCAAAAUGUGGACCUGAUUGCUAAUUCAAAUGACAUUAAAGAAAGAUGGAUUUUGCGUAGAAAAAAUGCAAAGCGGACUCAUAGAAAACAGCUGACUGCUAUGUGAUUUUCCUAUGUUUGUUUAACUUUCUAAGCACUAUAUAUAGAUUGUUACAUGUAGUUCAGUUUAAAGAAUUUAUCAGUGUUACAGUCACUAAUUUCAGCUCAUUGCAUGACAUUUCAGUCAGAUGAGUUUCCAUAGCAAAUCAUCAACUUUGUUUUCUUUUCAUUGUUUCCUUUUUUAUUUUAUUUUUUGAAGCAAGGCUUCCUGAUCUUAGACUGCUCAAUUCAUUUGAAUAUAAAGUUCUCAAGGAACGACUUAAUAGUUGAGA
This is a messenger RNA of Vigna radiata var. radiata (mung bean), 1497 nucleotides long. RefSeq lists its product as uncharacterized. The record is from RefSeq and is a predicted model, not a curated record. The coding region runs from base 177 to 1232 and encodes 351 amino acids. NCBI's taxonomy places the organism in Eukaryota, Viridiplantae, Streptophyta, Magnoliopsida, Fabales, Fabaceae. The transcript has 6 exons.